AUGGAGAGGACGGAUGAGGAGGUGACAACGCCCACGAUGUCGGCCAGCACCACCACGACGACGUCUGGGGAGGCAGAGAUCCCGGACUAUUGGCAGCGAGUCGACUCGCCCUUCAGCAAAUCCACGAUUUUCGCGUACGCCGGCGGCAUGUUGGCGUUCGGUGCCGUCUGCGGGGCGGCUGCUGCGCUGGUCAUCGGCCAACGCCCACCAAAGCCCAGCGCCGCCAAGACCACUACCAAGGCCGGGACGGCGCUCUGUCUGACGGGCGCCUUGGCGGUGCGGUGGGUGGUCUACACGAGCAUGGGCGUGUCCACGGUCGAGGAGUUCGCCGACAAGAUGAGGCGAUGGGCACCGGAGAAGGCGAAGAAGGUGGGGCUGGUGCCAUCGCGGGAGAGCGCCUACUGGACGCAGAAGAAGCUCGAAGAGGAGGGCGGCGCCGGCGAAGAGGGCAGGCGCGCCAUCGGCGUCUUCGAGCAGUGGUUCGGCGUCAAGUUCGACGAAGGGGACAACACCGACGACGAGGCCGCAGCUGAAGCCAGCACAUGA
Molecule: messenger RNA, 546 nt
Organism: Acanthamoeba castellanii str. Neff
Lineage: Eukaryota; Discosea; Longamoebia; Acanthamoebidae
Exons: 3
Coding region: 1-546 (181 amino acids)
Source: RefSeq, a predicted model, not a curated record